GCAGGCCAGUCCUGGCAGCUCGAGACGCAGCAGAAGAUGAAGAGGACAUGAACUGAGCUGAAGUCGCUCGGGACGGACAGCUUCUUAUCUUGUAGACGGCGUCAUGCUGCAUCUUUCGCGCCCCCUACUGGCCGCCUGCCUGUACCUGCUGCUGCCCUGGGGCCAGGGCAGGACCUUCGGCUACAACAACGGGUUUCACUACCAGGACAUCAGCAACGGGGAUGGAAAUGGAGAGAUUUAUUUCAGUGGGAUUCGCCUCCAUGUGGAAUCGCCCCAGCAUUUGGUCUCGGCCACCAGGGGGAGCAGCGUCACCCUUCCCUGUCACUACCGCUAUGAACCCGAACUGACCGCGCCGCGCAGGACCCGGGUCAAAUGGUCCUGGUUACCCGCCAGCUCCAUCACCACGAACGAAGCCUUCGCCUUGGAAACUGAAGUUAUGGUCGCCAUGGGCAACCGCCAUCGCAGCUCCGGCAGCUUCAAAGGCCGAGUGCGCCUGCGUCGCUCGGCUCCAGGGGACAUGUCUCUCGUGAUAAAUGAGCUGCAGCUGAACGACACCGGGCGGUACCGCUGCGAAGUGAUCGAUGGCCUAGAGGAUGAAAGCGUGACGGUGGAGCUGGAGCUGAGGGGUGUUGUGUUCCCCUAUCACUCUCCGAAAGGACGCUACCAUCUGAACUUCUUUGGUGCCCAACAAGCGUGCCUGGAUCAAGAUGCCACUCUGGCUACGUUUGAGCAGCUCCUCUCGGCCUGGGAGGACGGGCUGGACUGGUGCAACGCCGGCUGGCUGGCCGACGGCACCGUGCAGUACCCCAUCACCGCCCCACGGCACGGCUGCGGAGGUGAAAGUUCGGCUCCCGGACUCCGCAGCUAUGGACCCAAACACCGCCUCUUCCACCGAUUUGACGCUUUCUGCUUCUCGGCCUCCAUGAAGGGGAUCGUUUACCACUUAAACUACCCGAGACGGCUGAAUUUCACAGAAGCAGCCCAUGCAUGUGCCAGAGACGGGGGCCGGGUCGCCAAAGUGGGCCAGCUGUACGCCGCCUGGAAGCUGAAGGGACUGGACCGCUGCGACGCAGGCUGGUUGGGCGAUGGGAGCGUGCGUUAUCCCAUCACAAACGCCAGGGCUAACUGUGGCCCGUCACAGCCAGGGGUGCGUAGCUUUGGGUUCCCAGCUCCACACAUGAAAUUUGGCGUGUACUGCUACCGACUUACGACUUACGACGAACCUGGAUCCAAAUAGGCAAGAAGACAGUUCCUGUAUCUCUUUAUUUUUUUAAACGGACAAGGUGACCUUUAAAAAAAUUUUAUUUCAAUGACUGGUGAAACAUCUCUGAGACAAUGCAGAAAAUCAUCCGACCCCCCGCCCACAAAAAUCUAGAAAUGUUUACAUCUUCUUUGUGGAAAAUUUCCACCUCGGCUAUUGGAGCAGCACUACAAAUACUUGCUUUUAUCAUUCACAUUAACACCAGUCAGUGGCAGCUGCUUGAUAGGAUAUUAUUACAGUUUUACCUUUCGUCCACAGAUUUCCACACUGUGUUUGUUUGGGACUGUAUGGGCGCUGUCUUUUAAAGAAUUGCUUUAGCAUAUGUCUGUGGUAAAGCUACUGUGGUAAAAGUACGAAUGACAAAACCACUCUGUUGUAAUAUAGAAAAUUACCUUGUAAAAGAAGAAUCCGAACUCUUGUCAAACGCACGCCCUUUUUUUGUAUUGUCUAUGCAUUUGUGAUAUUUUCUAUGAAUAAAAACCCUUCUGUAAAUAUUUAUUUGCAAAUAUAUUUAAACAAGAUUCUACAAAACUCAUUUAUCCCCUUUGUGUUAGCUCGAUAUGCUAAUCACGUCGACUGUUUUUGCUUGAAAAAUGAAAACAAGACGACAAAAUUGUGGCACAUAUUUAAAUUGAUUGAUGCUCCUAAUUUCCAGCGCCCUCUGAAUUCCUCCCUCACAAAACCCACAAAACUCACAGAACCAGAAACUAGGAAUAGAACACAAAACAGGCCACAACUCACCGUCAAAGUACCAAAGAAGAACGGGGCCAAUUAAAAAAAAACAACAAAAAAACAGUUCUGACCUUUUUCUCAGGAUUCUAUGUAGGUGUAUCAGGGCCAUUUUAGGAGGAAAAGGAACACUAAAUUUAUACCUACAAGCUCAUAAAUUUUUAGAUUAAUCUCAGAAAUAUUUCAGAAAACAAACUUUAAAAUUUCUGACUUUUGGAAAUGCUGCAUAUUCAAAAGUUUAUGCUAGAAAACCUCUGAGAUUCUCAAAAUUAGAUUUUUUUUUCUAGCAAUUUUUUUAAGCUAAAAUUUUCAACUUUUUUUCUACAAAAUUUCCAGGAUUAAUUUCAGAAUAAUUUUUUCUCUAGCAAUUUAUUCCCUUCUUUCUGCAGUGGCCCUAAUACACGGCAUUCUGACUUUAAUUUCAGAAGUAAACGUUACAAUUGUGAGGAUUAAAAAGUCAUUUUUCUAAUCCGGUGGCCCUAGUCCUUGUCUGUAUGAAAGAGACUAAAAUACAAAGACAAAAAAGGAGCUCAGAGACGGGAGCGAGAGAAAACAGGAAGUAAAGAGGACACGGCGUUUCCAAAGUAAAACAGGACGAGGAACGUUACACCUACCUGUGCAGAACACACCUUUACAUUUCAAUCUACAGCAUUUUCCUCAGUGACUAGAACGAUGAAUAAACAACGUAAAUCGGUGUAAACCUGCUGCCAUGCAUGACCUCAUAUCUCAGCACGCCUCUCCCCAAAGACGCAGCACCGCAUCCGCACAGAGCCGCUCUGUUCACGGGCGCUGCCGCCAUAAAGGUAGUCACUGUAGCAGCCGAUGAAGGAGCCAUUUAUUACGUGUUUUUUUUUUUUUUUUUUUUCAUGGUUAAGUCGCACCGGAAGGGCAAAAGAAAACAAACAAAUAAAAGUCCGGUUUGUGCUUCAGUCUACCUGAAAUGUCGCAACUUCAAGGAAAACCGUUUCUAGGAAAAGACGAGGAUUAUAUGAAUCUGUGCGUGUGAUCUGGUGGGGUUAAAGCUUCCGCGUUGACAGAUGAGAAAUAAAACCACUGAGACGAAUAAGGCCAAUGUUUUAUUGGGUGAUCUGGUCCAGGAUUCAGAAUCUGGACCAGAUCCCAGCGGUAGUUGCGCAUGUUUAGUUAGUUUGUUAAGGUGUUUCUAAACCAGCAGCAGGCAAAAACACUGAUAGCACUUUUAAAAAAAAAAUAUUUUAUGACCUCUAUUAUCUUGAGGCGCCCCGAUAAAACUGCACCACACUCUGAACAGACUCUUGCCAACCCUGGUUACGUCCGAAUAGACACGUCUCUUUUAUUCGGUUCUCUCUGAUGGCUGACGCAAGCGUUGACCUUAAAUGCCUCACAGCCUCAUCCUUAAAAAUGAAGAUACGGCUACAUCUUAAAAUAAAAUCCAGCUACAAUCUGAGGCUUUAAUGAAAACAUGAAAUCCUCCUCUGGCUCUGACGACUCAACCGCUCUGCAAAACUCGUCCACGAUAAAUACUGUAAGUCACAAUACAAUUUGAACAAACAAAACAAAAAGUUAAAACUGCCUGCACUGCGCAAGUUAUGGACAGAUCCUGCUGUUCAGAAAAAGAAAAAAAAAAACAACAUGGCGGAUAUUUACAGUGCGCAACCCGUCCCAGGUCAAACGCUGGUGUUCUCACGACAUAAACAACGGCGCCGGUUCGCACUUGAGGAACCAUAAAUAAGGAGUGUGUGAAACUUCUUUUUACAUUUCCAAAAUGCCCGACAGAUAUUCACUGAAUAGUUCACAUUUUGUCAUCACAAACCUCGAUGUAUUUCAACCUACUAUAAAGUACUGAAUAAAAAAAACAAACAAAAAAAAAAAAACAAGAAGCAGAAUUCUAUAUGUUUUAAAAAAAAAACAACAACAAAAAAAACCCACACAAAUCUAUUAGGAAAGCAAAUCUGAACAGGAUAUCCGUUUAGUGAGACGGUGGCAGCAUUAUGGUGUGGGGAUGCCUUUAUUAGCGACAGUGAGGCUUGGUGGGAAGACGGAUGGAAAGCCCUUUAUUUUGAAAAAUAAUAAUAAUAAUUAAAACGUGUAUCAUAAUCCUUCCUUUUUCUUUUGCUGUUACGCACCACUUCUUGUUAUCACAAAUUAUACAUUAGAGUCUGUUCAAUUGUAAAAAUGCUGUUUCAAGGCACUGUUUUCCUGCCAUUUCUAAAAAAAUAAAAAAUAAAAAAAAAAGAGAAUUUUAUUUUCUUUUUGAAUACAGUUUUAAGGUUACAGCCGAGUAUUGGGGCUACGCUAACGAAACGCAAAAAAA
Xiphophorus couchianus (Monterrey platyfish) is the source of this 4283-nucleotide messenger RNA. RefSeq names its product hyaluronan and proteoglycan link protein 3 (gene hapln3). The transcript is spliced from 5 exons. Gene Ontology annotation, cellular component: perineuronal net; synapse. Bases 104 to 1237 code for a protein of 377 amino acids. Gene Ontology annotation, biological process: central nervous system development; glial cell differentiation; positive regulation of neuroblast proliferation. Lineage: Eukaryota; Metazoa; Chordata; Actinopteri; Cyprinodontiformes; Poeciliidae. The record is from RefSeq and is a predicted model, not a curated record. Gene Ontology annotation, molecular function: hyaluronic acid binding.